Molecule: messenger RNA, 1998 nt
Organism: Phascolarctos cinereus (koala)
Lineage: Eukaryota; Metazoa; Chordata; Mammalia; Diprotodontia; Phascolarctidae
Product: cytochrome P450 2J2-like
Biological process (GO): xenobiotic metabolic process
Cellular component (GO): intracellular membrane-bounded organelle; cytoplasm
Molecular function (GO): heme binding; iron ion binding; oxidoreductase activity, acting on paired donors, with incorporation or reduction of molecular oxygen, reduced flavin or flavoprotein as one donor, and incorporation of one atom of oxygen
Source: RefSeq, a predicted model, not a curated record
CAGUGCUCCUGGUGGCCUCAUCGCUGCUGCUGCUGUUGCAGAAAGUGACGGUGGGAGGAGGAGCUCGGCUUAUUUGGCCUUGGUGCCAGAGCUAGGGAAAGAUGAAGCUCUCUCUGGGAACCUUUCUCCCUUCCCUUUGGGAAAAAGCCCCCCUGCAGACCCUCCUUCUCCUCUCUGCUAUUCUCCUGAUCCUGACAGUAUCUGCAGAGAGGCAGCGGCAUCUCAACUACCCCCCCAGCCCUCCUGCGCUGCCCAUAUUUGGCAACUUCUUCCAGAUGGACUUUAAAAAUCCCAAAAUCAGACUCCAAAAGUUUGCCAAGAAAUAUGGAAAUGUUAUCUGCACUCAUGUGGGAAAUCUUACAUUUCUGGUAGUAACUGGAUUGCCACUGAUCAAGGAGGUCCUGGUCAACCAAGACCAAGUGUUUAUUGAUCGUCCUGAAGUUCCUGUCCACUUCCAUGUUGUUAAAUCAUUUGGUAUAAUCAUGUCUAAUGGCCAAGCAUGGAAACAGCAAAGAAGAUUUGCCUUGAUGACCCUAAGGAACCUUGGUUUGGGAAAGAGGACCCUGGAAGAUCGCAUCCAGGAGGAGGCCAAGUAUCUCACGGAGGCUAUCAGGGAAGAAAAAGGACAGCCCUUUGACCCCCACUUUCAGAUCAACAAUGCUGUUUCCAAUAUCAUCUGCUCCAUAACUUUUGGGCAUCGCUUUGAGUACCAUGAUUCUAAGUUUCGGGAGCUGCUGAAAAGUCUGGAUAAUAUCCUGAUGCUUGAAACUAGAUGGGAGUGUCAGCUCUUCAAUAUCUUUCCUUGGGCAAUGAAAUAUCUGCCAGGAUCUCACCAGAAGCUCUUUAGAGAAUGGAAGAAGGUGGUCCUUGUAGAAUGUGUCAUCAAACAACAUAAGGAAGAUUUAAACCCAGAGGAAUCUCCGGACUUCAUUGAUGCUUACCUGAAGGAGCUGUCCAAGGAUAACAUCCAUUCUAGUUUUGAUGAAAAAAAUUUAGUCUUCUGCACCCUGGACCUCUUCUUUGCUGGAACAGAGACAACUUCGACCACUCUGAGGUGGGCGCUGCUGUAUAUGGCCUUUUAUCCAGAGAUCCAAGGCAAAGUACAAGCUGAAAUUGACCAGGUAAUCGGCCAGUCAAGGCAGCCUACCAUGGCUGAUAAGGAGAAUAUGCCCUACAGUAAUGCAACCAUUCAUGAAGUUCAGAGAAUUGGUGAUCUUCUUCCUUUCAACGUUCCCAGGGUGGCCAAAGUUGAUACCACAGUGGCAGGAUAUCACGUGCCAAAGGGGACCAUACUGAUGACCAACUUGAAUGCCUUGCACAGGGACCCCAAGGAGUGGGCUACCCCAGAAACUUAACCAGAACAUUUUCUGGAGAAUGGUCAAUUUAAAAAGAGAGAAGACUUUCUGCCUUUCUCAAUAGGGAAGAGGAGCUGCCUGGGAGAGCAACUGGCUCGGGCUGAGCUGUUCAUUUUUUUCAUUUGCCUGCUCCAGAAAUUCACAUUUCAGGCUCCCCCAAACACCAAGCUGAGCCUGGACCCCGAAGUUCGAGUGACCACUGCUCCUGCUUCCUACCAAAUCUGUGCCAUUCCUCGAGUGAUAUAGGUCAAGCAUCCAGCCACGUGCCCAAGAUGGAGAAGGCGUCCAACGUACACUUUCCGAUUGUUUCCUCUCUAAAUCGCUCGCUUCCAUGUUAGUUCUUUCUUUUGACUUUCACAGUUUGGAUAUUGACCCAUCAGCUGAUAAGUUUUGUUCCUCAUUCCCAUUAAAAGCCUUAUUAUAGAAAAUAAAUAAAAAUUAGUCCACUGCUAAUUAUAGUCUCCUGGGGAUAGUGAUGUCUACACCUUGAGAACUGUUGAUCUGUUCCCUAUUCCUGUAAAGGUUCUUGUCAGAACUGCUUACACAAGGUACAUUUUCAUGAUGAUCAUGGAAACUCUUGGAAUACCUCAGCCAAUCAGAAAAUGUAAAUGCCCAUGUGAAAUAAAGUGAUCAACGUUCCUCA